CGUGUCGGGUAAGAUAGAAUGAAGGACGGGGCGCUUCUUGAAUGACUCUUCCGGGGAACAAUAAAUAUUAUCUUUCUUCUUCUCCCUUUCAUCCUUCCAUUGAUUUGACAAUCAUUUGGUGAUACCUUUUAUUUUUCCUGUACCCUAUCCUCUUAAGGUAUUCGCUUCUCUCUCCUCUCCAGUGCUCUACCCUUAUCUCCGUCCUUGCACCCCUCUCUCCGCUCAUCCCCGCAGCGAUGUCGGCUUCAGGAUCCGGUGCCGCGCCCGCGGCUUCAUCAUCAGCAGCCAAUCCAGCAAAAAAGGCGUUCCCAAGCGUAGACCUCGAGGGUCACAAUCUUCCUCCGUCACCUGCUCCAUCUAGUCCUCAUACCGGAAGGCGCUAUGCAAUUGCCACAGAACUCGUCUAUACCGACAGCGGUGACCAGUACAACGCUAGCAGCGUUCCCAUCUACCAGAGCGCCACUUUCAAACAGACAUCCGGUGGUGGAGGCGGAGAGUAUGAUUAUACUCGCUCCGGCAAUCCGACUAGAACGCACCUGGAACGUCAUCUAGCAAAGGUCAUGUCUGCUCAGCGUGCUCUGGUGGUUUCCUCCGGCAUGGCUGCAUUGGAUGUCAUCACUCGGCUGCUUCGCCCUGGUGACGAAGUUGUGACCGGCGAUGACCUCUACGGUGGAACACACCGGCUGCUUAAAUACCUGUCGACUAAUGGUGGUAUCAUCGUCCAUCAUGUUGACACCACCCAGCCGGAGAAGGUGCGGGAAGUGCUGAACGAGAAGACAGCUAUGGUCUUGCUCGAAACGCCCACCAACCCCCUCAUUAAGAUCGUCGACAUCCCCCAGAUCGCUACCGCCGCACAUGAGGUGAACUCCACCUGUCUUGUGGCUGUUGAUAACACUAUGAUGUCUCCGAUGUUGCUCAACCCUCUCGAACUGGGAGCCGACAUUGUCUAUGAGAGUGGAACGAAGUACUUGUCGGGUCACCACGAUCUCAUGGCUGGUGUGAUCGCUGUCAAUGACCUGGCUCUCGGCGAGCGUUUGUACUUCCCCAUCAAUGCCUCAGGCUGCGGAUUGUCUCCGUUCGAUUCCUGGCUAUUGAUGCGUGGAGUGAAGACCCUCAAGGUACGGAUGGAUCAGCAGCAAGCGAACGCACAGCGUAUUGCGGAAUUCCUCGAGUCCCAUGGGUUUAAGGUCCGGUACCCUGGGCUGCGGUCGCACCCUCAAUAUGACCUUCACCACUCGAUGGCCCGUGGAGCUGGAGCUGUGCUGUCAUUCGAGACGGGUGAUGUCGGUGUGAGUGAGCGUAUCGUUGAGAGUGCCAAGCUAUGGGCUAUCAGCGUUAGCUUCGGCUGCGUGAACAGCUUGAUCAGCAUGCCUUGCCGGAUGAGCCAUGCUAGUAUCGAUGCGAAGACGCGCCAGGAGCGCGCCAUGCCGGAGGAUCUGAUCCGCCUGUGUGUUGGUAUUGAGGAUGCAGAUGAUCUGAUUGACGAUCUGACAAGGGCGCUGGUGCAAGCUGGAGCCGUCAACCUGACCUUGGAUGAUUUCCAAGCGAACACGACCACCAACUGAUUUACGUAUACAUAAUGUACCUGCGUGUUUUCUUUUUGGGUUCUCAUGGCGGAAAAAUAAGUGCGUGGGCAUGUCUCGGGUGAUACAUUGAUGCGGCGUUCGGAGCCUCUGCUAUUUUUUCUACAAUUUUCCUUGUACAAAGUACAUACAUAAAAGAUGCUUUAUAAAAGAAACAGUAUCUACUUCGUA
Messenger RNA from Aspergillus caelatus, 1754 nucleotides. Its product is annotated as cystathionine beta-lyase STR3. Bases 237 to 1565 code for a protein of 442 amino acids. NCBI's taxonomy places the organism in Eukaryota, Fungi, Ascomycota, Eurotiomycetes, Eurotiales, Aspergillaceae. Gene Ontology annotation, cellular component: cytoplasm. Gene Ontology annotation, biological process: 'de novo' L-methionine biosynthetic process; transsulfuration. The transcript is spliced from 3 exons. The record is from RefSeq and is a predicted model, not a curated record. Gene Ontology annotation, molecular function: pyridoxal phosphate binding.